AUGUCCAACAACCGUCCAUUCCUCGCCAACUUCCUGGCCGCCUUUCGCGCCCAGUCAAACUACAAGCCCACCACCCAACAAGUCGGCACCACAACCUCAACCCUCUCCCCCUCCCAAAUCUCCCAGAGCGCCCGCGCCAUCGCCACAAAAGCUGCAAACUCCGCCCAAGGCUCCUCAGCACCAUCAUCCGCUUCCGCCGCAGCUCACCACACCCACCAUAACCACCACCACACCCAUACCCACACAUCCUCUCCCACCUCGGCAACUACAGCACCAGCCGGUCCAGUCCAAGGCCCAAGCCCAGCAGCCCCUUCACACCACUACCACCACGACCAACCAUCCCUCCCCUCCACACCACCAUCAUCCACCUCAACACCCAUCCCGAUCAACCGUGAUUCUGCAGACCGCCAGCGUCGCGGGAGUGACUCAUCCAGUGGCUCUGGCGGGUUCCGCGAUGCUAUCGGUCCGGAGAAGUGGUAUAUUGGUGGGAGAACGCCGGCUGGUGAAGAGCGCUUUUAUCGCCUCGGGAUGGUUACGAAGGGUGGGGGGCGGCUUGGCGGGAGCGGGCGGGUGGGGAGUAUUGAUCAGUUGAGUCUUUGA
This is a messenger RNA of Penicillium samsonianum, 600 nucleotides long. RefSeq lists its product as uncharacterized. The transcript has a single exon. Bases 1 to 600 code for a protein of 199 amino acids. Lineage: Eukaryota; Fungi; Ascomycota; Eurotiomycetes; Eurotiales; Aspergillaceae. The record is from RefSeq and is a predicted model, not a curated record.